CUUAGGCCUCCCUCUCUCUCUCUCUCUCAGUCUCUCUUUCCUUGUGUGUGAGUGUGUGUGUUCAACUUCCUUGCUCAACUCAAGUACAAAGAGGUCCUCUUUUGCUGAAUCAUUUUAAUGGCCUGCAACAAUACAAAACUGAAAGAACCCUUGCAAUCAGGUUCAGUAACUCCUACACCUCAAACAACUAUGACAGAUGCUCCUAGGAGAAGAAAAUCUUGGAUAAGUAAAAGUGCUUCAUUUGCUCAUUCUGUUUCUAUGGAGACAAUUGGCAGUGUUCCAACACCUGGGAAACUAGAUCCAAAUUUAGUGCAUGUAGCCAUAUUUUUGGUUGUCUACUUGACAGUAGGAACUUUGUGUUUCUACCACCUGGGGCCCCAGAUGAAGGGAAAGAAAACAAGUGCAAUUGUUGACACAUUCUACUUCUGUAUUGUGACAAUGGCAACUGUUGGAUAUGGAGACCUUGUGCCUGAUAGUGUCCUUACAAAACUACUCGCCUGUGCUUUUGCCUUCACAGGAAUGGCUCUGGUUGCAGUAGUCAUGAACAAAGCAGCAGACUACCUCAUAAAGAAGCAAGAAGAUUUAGUAGUAAAUGCUUUAAAUAUGCAACUAGAUGUUGGUCCAACUGAGAUCAGAAAAGAGGUCAGGACCAAGGGAGUGAGAUACAGGUGUUUGUUGGUCUUUAUACUUCUUUUGGUGCUCAUAUUUGUUGGGACAACAUUCCUAGCUACUGUAGAGAAGUUGGACCUUAUUGAUGCAUUUUAUUGUGCUUGUGUUACCAUCACAACCCUAGGAUAUGGAGAUCAGAGCUUCAAAACCAAAGGCGGCCGCAUUUUUGCUGUGUUUUGGAUACUCAUUAGUACUAUUACCUUGGCUCAGUUUUUUGUCUACAUUGCUGAGCUAAACACUGAAUCCAGACACUGGGAAUUGGUCAAGAGGGUUCUUAGUAGGAAGAUGACAGAAGCAGAUGUGGAGGCAGCAGAUCUUGAUCAAGAUAAUUCUCUACAGACUGCUGAGUUCAUCCUGUAUAAGCUUCAAGAGAUGGGCAAGAUUAGCAAAGAUGAUAUUUCACUUGUAAAGGAGACGUUUGAACAUUGUGAUGUUGAUCAAUCAGAAACCUAGACAGCCUGACAUAAUAUUGCUUCAGUCAUCUCAAACAGACAAGUGACUUUAUCAAUGUGAAGACUUCUACACUUAAAAAGUAUUGUAAGUGCUACUUAUAUUUGUAACCCCAACUUUAUACUUAUAAGUUAUAAAUCAAU
Molecule: messenger RNA, 1262 nt
Organism: Corylus avellana
Lineage: Eukaryota; Viridiplantae; Streptophyta; Magnoliopsida; Fagales; Betulaceae
Source: RefSeq, a predicted model, not a curated record